CCGAACGACCACAGGCGUGGCGCCGGUCGGCCCUAGCCCGGCCGUGGCACCGAAGAAAAGUGCCCAGGGAUCGGCUGGUAGAGAGCUGGCGGAUUUCAAGCCGUCUGUAGCGGGGGCAGCUCACAGUUCGCAAACCCGCAAGACCAGUUACGUGCACCAGCAUCUCCUCUAAGCAGCCACCCAGGGUUCUUCCCUUUCGGCGCUAAGUCGGCUUCGGUCGGCUCCAAUUCCGGUACACAAUUGCUUUGGGAAGGUAUGCACUUUUCCGCGGGCCUUCCUCGAGCGCCGCGUUUUAGCUAGGCCCAAGUGCCGAACAUAUAGAGCAUUACAUAUGGGCACAAUCGGCGCACAGUGUCGUGACAGGGGGCUCGACUUGCUGCCCAACGGCAAACAACGGACUUCCGGGAGGCCUCCGAGACUGAGCAAAUAUAAAAGCAGCUAGAGACGUCUCGUUGCUGCAAUUCUUGUCGCAGGUGAUACAAAUCGGCGCGGCAUGGCUCAUGUCGUGCAAUCGCUCGGCUGUUAUUUACCCCCUGGCCCCUGAAACGUUUCUCCAUUCCAGACCCUGAGCUUAUAAUAGGAUUACAGAUAGCGACACACACACGCGAAGAGACCUAAAGCCCCAGGGCACAGAGUAUUGAUUUGUGCUCCGACACUCGCUCGACGCCUGACUUGCUGGCGGAAACUUAGCAAGCCUGAGCUCAAUUGCCCUCAUAAGCCAUACCCGCUGAGGGUCGCCUCAUAGGCAAGAUGGAGGCCCACCUCAAAGCUCCCGCUGUGGGCAAGAUCUGUCGCCAGGGCCAAGUUGCCCGGGCGUUGGUCCCCGCCGCUGCUGGCCGCGCCACCAACGCCAAGCGCGCUGCUGUCACCGUGAUGGCCACUCCCCCCGAGGCCCCCGGCGCUGGCACCGCCUCCGCCCCUGGGGACUACAAGACGGCCGCUGCCACCACCACCACCACCACCACCACCACCGGCCAGACCGCCAGCAACCUGGUGGUGUUCCCCAGCCCGGCCGUGGUCAGCAGCGCUGGCAAGCCCGGCGGCAAGAUGGCGCCCAUGGACGGCAAUGAGGCCACCGCGCUCAUCGCCUACGCCGUGUCCGACGUGUCCUUCAUCUACCCCAUCACCCCCGCCACCAACAUGGGCGAGAUGGUGGACCAGUGGGCCUCCGAGGGCCGCACCAACGUCUUCAACAACGUCAUGUCCGUGACCGAGAUGGAGUCGGAGACGGGCGCCGCCGGCGCGCUGCACGGCGCGCUGGCCGCCGGCGCGCUGGCCACCACCUUCACCUGCUCGCAGGGCCUGCUGCUGAUGGUGCCCAACAUGUACAAGAUCGCCGGCGAGCUGACGCCCUGCGUGCUGCACGUGACCGCCCGCGCGCUGGCCAAGCACGCGCUGUCCAUCUUCGGCGACCACCAGGACGUGAUGGCCGUCCGCCAGACCGGCUGGGCCAUGCUGUGCAGCCACAGUGUGCAGGAGGCGCACGACCUGGCGCUGGUCUCCCACCUGGCCACACUGCGCGCCUCCGUGCCCUUCGUACACUUCUUCGACGGCUUCCGCACCAGCCACGAGAUCAACACCAUCCACCUCAUCGACAACGAGGCCAUCAAGUCCAUCCUGGCCAAGCCCAUCUACCAGGACGCCAUCAAGCACCACCGCGCCCGCGCGCUCAACCCCACCCACCCGCACCAGCGCGGCACGGCGCAGGGCCCCGACGUGUACUUCCAGUGCGCCGAGGCCGCCAACCCCUUCUACGACCGCGCCUACGACCACGUGGCCGCGGCCAUGGAGGAGGUGUCUGCCGUCACCGGCCGCGUGUACAAGCCGUACGAGUACGUGGGCGCCCCCGACGCCGACAAGGUCAUCGUCCUCAUGGGCUCCGGCUCCGCCGCAGUGGAGGAGGCGGUCAACUACCUGAACGCCCAGGGCAAGAAGGUCGGCGUGCUCAAGGUGCGCCUGUACCGCCCCUGGAACAGCAAGGUGCUGCUGGCGCAGAUCCCCGCCACCGUGCGCAAGGUGGCCGUGCUGGACCGCACCAAGGAGCCGGGCUCCGGCGGCGAGCCACUGUACCAGCAGAUCGCCAUGACGCUGCACGAGGCGGAGAUGGCCGACCCCGCGCUGCCGCGCCGCUACAUUGUGGGCGGCCGCUUCGGCCUGGCGUCCAAGGAGUUCCUGCCCAGCCACGCGGCCGCGGUGUUUGAGAACCUGGACGCCAAGAAGCCCCUGCGCGACUUCUCUGUGGGCAUCAUGGACGACGUCACACACCGCAGCCUGCCCGACAGCAGGUGGCUGCCGCUGGGCACCCGCACGCUUCCCAAGGGCACCUUCGAGUGCCUGUUCUGGGGCAUGGGCUCCGACGGCACCGUGGGCGCCAACAAGGAGGCCAUCAAGAUCAUCGCCAGCUCCGCCGGCAUGAGCGCGCAGGCCUACUUCUCCUACGACGCGCACAAGUCCGGCGGCGUGACGGUGUCGCACCUGCGCUUCGGCCCCAGCCCGAUCGACUCGCCGUACCUGGUGCAGCAGGCCGACUACCUGGCCGUCAACCACCAGUCCUACAUGGCCAAAUACGACACGCUGGCCAGCCUCAAACCCGGCGGCGUGCUGGUGCUCAACACCGUCUUCACCAGCCCCGACAGCCUGGGCAAGUACCUGCCCGACAAGGUCAAGAAGCAGAUCGCCGCGCUCAAGCCGCAGCUGUAUGUCAUCGACGCGCAGUCGGUGGCCAAGGCCUCGGGCCUGGGCAAGCACGUCAACAUGGUGAUGCAGACCGUGUUCUUCAACCUGUCCGGCGUGCUGCCCAUGGAGAAGGCGCUCGCGCUGCUGAAGAAGUCCAUCACCAAGGCCUACGAGCGCAAGGGCCCCGAGGUGGUGGCCAAGAACCACUCGGCGGUGGACAUGGCGGUGGCGGCGCUGAAGAAGCUGGACAUUCCCGCCUCCUGGUCCAGCCUGCCCACGCAUGUGGUCAACCCCAACCCGCCGGCCAAGGGCAACACCAGCCGCUGGGAGUUCAUCGAGACCGUGGCCAAGCCCAUGCUGGCACUGGAGGGCGAUAAGCUGCCCGUGUCGGUGUUCAGCCCCGAGGGCUUCGUGCCGCCCGGCACCACCGUCAUUGAGAAGCGCGCCAUCGCGGCGCAGGUGCCCAUCUGGAAGGCCGAGAACUGCACGCAGUGCAACAUCUGCGCCUUCGUGUGCCCGCACGCCGCCAUCCGCCCCGCGCUGGCCAGCCCCGCCGACCUGGUGGGCGCGCCCGCCACCUUUGGCACCAUCCAGGCCAAGGGCCCCGGCAUGGGCGACCUCAAGUAUCGCAUCCAGGUGUCGCCCUACGACUGCACCGGCUGCGACCUGUGCACGCACGCCUGCCCCGACGACGCGCUGCAGUCCGUGCCCAUCAACUCGGUGCUAGAGGUGGAGACCGCCAACUGGGACUUUGCCGGCACGCUGCCCGCGCGCACCGACAUCAUGGACAAGGCCACCGUCAAGGGCAGCCAGCUGCAGCCCCCGCUGAUGGAGUUCUCCGGCGCCUGCGAGGGCUGCGGCGAGACGCCCUACGUCAAGCUGCUGACGCAGGCAAGUUAUUGGGAAGAAAAGUGGGUUUUGUUUUGUGCACGCCUGCUGACGCAGCUCUUUGGCGACCGCCUGAUCAUCGCCAACGCCACCGGCUGCUCGUCCAUCUGGGGCGGCUCCGCGCCCUCCAACCCCUACACCACCAACGCCGACGGCUACGGCCCCGCCUGGGCCAACUCGCUGUUUGAGGACAACGCGCAGUUCGGUCUGGGCAUUGCCAUGGGCACCAUGCAGCGCCGCAAGACGGUGCGCAAGCACGUGCAGGAGGUGCUGGCGGUGGAGGCGGAGAAGAUGCCGCUGUCGUUUGGCCUGCGCAACGCGCUGACCCGCUGGGACGAGCACUUCGACGAGCCGGAGGUGGCCAACGUGGUGGCCAAGGAGCUGCAGCCCCUGCUGGAGCGCGAGAAGGACGUGCACCCCUGGAUCAGGCAGCUGUACGACGAACGCGACAUGCUGCACAAGGCCUCCAUCUGGAUCGUGGGCGGCGACGGCUGGGCCUACGACAUCGGCUUCGGCGGCUUGGACCACGUGCUGGCCAGCGGCGAGAACGUGAACAUCCUGGUGCUGGACACCGAGGUCUACUCCAACACCGGCGGCCAGCGCUCCAAGGCCACGCCCAAAUCGGCCGUGACCAAGUUCGCGGCGGGCGGGAAAGAGCGCCCCAAGAAGGACCUGGGCGCCAUCGCCAUGAGCUACGGCGACGUGUACGUGGCCUCCACCUCGCUGCACGCCAACUACGGCCAGGUCACCAAGGCCAUGGCCGAGGCGGAGAAGUACGGCGGCGUCUCGCUGGUGCUGGCCUACGCCCCCUGCAUCAUGCACGGCAUCAGCAGCGGCAUGUGCUCCGCCAUUGACGAGAGCAAGCAGGCCGUGGAGACCGGCUACUGGCCCCUGUACCGCUACAACCCCGCCGUCAAGGAGGACGCCACACACCACCGCUUCCAGCUGGAUGCCAAGAAGCUCAAGGGCGAUGUGGAGGAGUGGCUGAGUCACGAGAACCGCUUCCAAAUCCUGGAGCGCAAGAACCCCGAGGUGGCGCACAAGCUGCACCACGAGCUGGACGAUGCCGUGCACGAGCGCUUCGACCGCAUGAAGCACAUGGCUGCCGGCGGACACAUGGAGCCCGGCAGCCCGCCGCCCCCGGCCGCCGCGGCGCCGCAGGCUCAGGCCCCCGACCACGGCCACCAGCACAACACCAAGGAGAGCGGCUGCGGCGGCCACUAAUAAGCGGCUGCUGGAUGGAUGCGGCGCCGCCGCCUGUCCACCUGCCAGGCCUGCUGGCAGCGGCGGAGCUGGAACUGGGAGCUAGCGGCUUGAGGGACACGAGAGAGAGGGUGUUGUUGAAACCAUCACCGGCGGCUGUGGCGAUUGGGGCCCCGCAUUGGAGCUUUGGAGUAGCGCGGUUGACGGCUGGUGGGAUGGUGGGCAAGGAAGGCGUAGCUGGUAGGCAACGGACUGGGGCUGCCCCGCGGCCUGUGCAGCACUGCACGUGAGCGGUAUUGAUGAUUUGUGGACGCUAGGCGCUGAAUAGCACAUCGUUCCAGAUUCAUGGUUUUGCUUUCUUCUUUAAAUAGCGAGCGCGCAGGGCACAAUCACACGUGCGUGGCAUGUACGACGUGACUGGUUGUAGUGAAGGGGACGCGUAUUGUUGCAGCCGAGCCCCCACCAGCGCAGCGUUCUAAGCAUGUUGUUUGUUCGACGCUUGUGGUGAGGUAUGUGCGCGCCUCCACAACAUGUUGUAUGUGUCGUGUGUUUGUGGCGCCGUCUGAUUCUUUCCCUGUGCGUGUGUGCGCCGUUCCGUCGUGCUCCCGCGCCCAUAUAGGCGCAGGUGUGUCUGAUGGAUUCUUCUGAAGAGGUUACUAAGAGGGGAGGGCCCUCUGCACAUACAAUCAACUAGAGACUGAACUGGUUUUGGCGGGAUGCGCAGGGCAACAGGCUUCCAAUCAGAAGCUGCAACAUAACUGGCUGUCCAGGGUCUGUCAAUACCAGGGGAGGGUUUGUACUGCCAAUGCGGAUGUGUAACACGUAAUCACG
Chlamydomonas reinhardtii is the source of this 5598-nucleotide messenger RNA. RefSeq lists its product as uncharacterized. The transcript is spliced from 14 exons. Lineage: Eukaryota; Viridiplantae; Chlorophyta; Chlorophyceae; Chlamydomonadales; Chlamydomonadaceae. Gene Ontology annotation, molecular function: oxidoreductase activity, acting on the aldehyde or oxo group of donors; thiamine pyrophosphate binding; iron ion binding. Gene Ontology annotation, biological process: response to oxidative stress; electron transport chain. The coding region runs from base 751 to 4788 and encodes 1345 amino acids. The record is from RefSeq and is a predicted model, not a curated record.